Molecule: messenger RNA, 207 nt
Organism: Linum trigynum
Lineage: Eukaryota; Viridiplantae; Streptophyta; Magnoliopsida; Malpighiales; Linaceae
Source: the annotation of a GenBank genome assembly
AUGAAGGAGAAGCGGACUCGCCGUGCUCCGGCAAAAAUCGAGAGAGAAAAAGAGACGACGAAGGCCGAGUCGCCCCUGGAGAGACUUCUACUUGCGGAUGAAAUCUGGAGCUUCUUGUCCAUGAACUUGUUCAGGUCUGGAGGCUUCCUCAGAGUUGAACAUGGCAAUUAUUGGCGACGGAGCGAGGAGCGGAUAUGGGCGUUCUGA